AUGGAUCUUUCGGAACCAAAUGAUCCUGGAAUUUUUAAUGAUCUCACUUCCUCAGAAUUGAGAUCUAUUAGACAAUAUUUACAAUCAGCCAAAGACCUUAAUUUGGCUUCGGCUGAACAAUCAACAAUUAACAAAAGUUUUAUUUAUACAGCAGAUCUGUUCUUGCCAUCAAAAUCCAACAUGUUGCUUCAUCUAGAUAUGGACAUUGAAAAACCAGCUAGGGAAGCACGGGUAAUAAUAUUCCGUGGUGACCUUAAACCAGCCAUUGUCCAAGAAUACAUAGUUGGGCCACUUCGCAAACCCGAAUACCAUUAUAUGCUAAAGUCCAAUUCUCGGAAAAACCCUAUACCAGAUGCAUUUAAACCACUUUCUAUGUCAGAAUUAGAUGCAGUUAUGGAUAAGUUCUUAAAUGACAUCAACUGGCAGCUAUCAAGAAUUUUACAAGAAAGUUACGAUGCUGUUUUCCUUGAAUGCGAUAGCAAAUGCUUGAAACUUAUUCCAGUGCCGUUAUCCCCAGAGCUCAGCAUGGCACCCGCCAGAAAGCUUCUCUUCCAAGCCUUUUACGACGUCAAAUAUUACUCCCUAUUUCCAUUGGACCUCAUGUUUCUUUUUCAUUUGAAUGGUACUGAUAAAUCGAGCUUCUAUUUGGACCAGAUUGUGUAUGCUGACCAAAUAUUCAAUUCCGUUAAAGAGUUGCAGUACAGGUACAUUGAGGGAGCAAUCCACAAAACUGCUAUACCUUUCCCAGUGCCCGAUUCCAGAUCUUUUACUGAUUUGGAAGGCGAAGGAGCAGACUGGCAUAAUUCUAAACGGAAACCGAGAUUGGUGGAACCUGAUGGACAUAGAUAUAGCAUUCAUCAUCAACACAUUAGCUACAUGAAUUGGAACUUCCAUUACAGGCUAUCAACUCUAACCGGACCCGCAUUGUACGACGUUAACUUUGGAAAAGAGCGUAUUGCGUUUGAAAUAAGUCUGCAGGAAAUAGCGGCCCAUUAUUCCUCCUCCAGUACAGGUGCACAAGCAGCUAACUUUGUUCAUGGCAGUUUCUUGUUAGGAACCCAAGCUAAAUCCCUUAUUCCAGGCACUGAUUGUCCAGAAACUGCAACCUUUAUAAGUAGUUCCUUUAUGGCUGAAAAGUCAAGUGAACCAUAUACCACUGAACGAGCCAUCUGUCUAUUCGAACUGAAUUCAGGGACUCCGUUACGGCGUCAUCUCGCGUAUACAGCUAAGGAUGAUGGAUUUUAUGACGGAAUGGCAGAUUCGUCUUUAGUUUUAAGGACCGUUUUUGCCAUUAGUAAUCAUGAUUAUAUAAUUGACUAUAUAUUUCACCAAAAUGGCGUCUUAGAAACACAAGUGACCCCUGCUGGCCACCUCCGCGGUAUGUUUCACUCUGGUCAUCAAGAGCGCUAUGGAUAUCAACUAACUGAUCACCUAGCUGGCGUCAUACAGCAACAGUUGUUCCACUUCAAAGUAGACCUGGAUGUGUUUGGUACUUCAAAUCGCUACCAGACUCUUAAAGUUCAGUCCAAAAGAAUUGCAAAUGGCGGUAGACCAUUUUCACAAUUGAUGUACAAGUACGAUCUUAAACAGACUGAAAUGGAGGCAGCAUUCUCAAACGAUAGAAACAUUCCCACAUAUCACUUAUUUUAUAACAACCGCAAGAAAACUGAGCAUCAUGUACUAAGGGCAAUCAGAGUCGACUUGGGUGGAUCACCCGUGCAACUUUCACAAGAAACACCAUUAUCAUGGUCAAAUUACCAAAUAGCAGUUACUAAAUAUAAACCUGAUGAAAGGUCAAGCAGUUCACCUUAUGCCGCCUACGAUUCUACAGAUCCAGUUGUAAAUUUUACCAAGUAUAUUGAAGAUAAUGACAAUCUCAUUGAUAAGGAUUUGGUACUAUGGAUAACUAUGUGUAUCUAUAACAUACCACAUUCAGAAGAAUUACCCUUAAUAUCAUCAGUCAACAAACACCGCAGUUUUUAUCUUAUACCAUUCAACUACUUUCCCUCGGAUCCAUCUCGUUCAUCGAAAGACUCUGUUCGUGCUGUACACAAUGAUACCAGUAGACUAGACGAGGGGAUUCGAUUUCUCGUGGAUGACUCACAAUCGUACCAGAGAUGUAUCAUGAACGAACUCAAUCUGACAACGGUUGUUGAUAACCCUGAUAGUGUAUUAGAAACGGAACACACCAGAACAAUUUUAUAA
Molecule: messenger RNA, 2205 nt
Organism: Lottia gigantea (owl limpet)
Lineage: Eukaryota; Metazoa; Mollusca; Gastropoda; Lottiidae
Exons: 2
Coding region: 1-2205 (734 amino acids)
Biological process (GO): amine metabolic process
Cellular component (GO): plasma membrane
Molecular function (GO): primary methylamine oxidase activity; quinone binding; copper ion binding
Source: RefSeq, a predicted model, not a curated record